CGCCAAAAGUUCAAACAGAGAGUUUAUAAAGUACAACGAGAAUUGAACCAAAUCACAUAGUGGAAGAAGAAAAAAAAAAUUAUACACGAAAUGGAAGGAGAAGAUGAAAAAGGCGGCAAAAAUGUUACUGCAAUUCUCCAAAUUGACAUGCAUUGUUCUUGUGAAGGUUGCUCUGAAAAAGUUUUCAAAUGCGUUCACGAUUUGCAUGAUCUGAAUUCGUGGAUGAAGAUAGAGGAAAAUGGAGCGGUAUACAAGGUGACGAUGACAGGGAAAUUCGAUCCGUUGAAACUCCGGCAGAAAAUGGAGAGGAAAUUGAAGAAGAUCGUGAAAAUCAUUUCACCUAAACUGGAUAUUGAGGAAACUGAGAUCCAACAGAAGUAUAAAUGCAAUGAGACUAUUGCUGUGUAUAAACUUCCUCUGAACUGCGACGCAUGCAACGAGAAGAUUCACAAAAUUAUCACUCGAACAAGAGGAUGUAGGAAUGUGAAAAUGCAUUGGGAAAAGAAUUUGGUGACGGUAACUGGGACAAUUGAUGUGAAAUCCUUGGCCGAAUCUCUGAGAUAUCACCUGAGGAAAGACGUUGAAAUUUUGUCGGUGAAUAACGGCGGCGGCGGCGGAGGAGGCAUUUACUCGCCGGACUUUGAAUGCGUCAACCGGCGAUCAACAACUACAUGCAGAUCGGUGACCGGAGAUUAUCUUUAUCCCGCAACGGAGGCAUUCAGUGAUGAGAAUCCAAAUGCUUGCACUGUUCUCUGAACAAUUUUGGUAAGUGUGUAGAAACUUUUAGUAGUACUAGUAUAAUUGAUCCAUAAUUGCAAAUGCUCAAAUGAUUAAUUACUUAGUUUAGCAAAAUUAAUGCACCAAUAUGCUUAGAAUUAGAACUAA
Solanum pennellii is the source of this 885-nucleotide messenger RNA. RefSeq names its product heavy metal-associated isoprenylated plant protein 3-like. Gene Ontology annotation, molecular function: metal ion binding. The record is from RefSeq and is a predicted model, not a curated record. NCBI's taxonomy places the organism in Eukaryota, Viridiplantae, Streptophyta, Magnoliopsida, Solanales, Solanaceae. The transcript has 4 exons. The coding region runs from base 91 to 756 and encodes 221 amino acids.